Molecule: messenger RNA, 4892 nt
Organism: Doryrhamphus excisus (bluestripe pipefish)
Lineage: Eukaryota; Metazoa; Chordata; Actinopteri; Syngnathiformes; Syngnathidae
Biological process (GO): embryo development; regulation of transcription by RNA polymerase II
Cellular component (GO): nucleus
Molecular function (GO): RNA polymerase II transcription regulatory region sequence-specific DNA binding; DNA-binding transcription factor activity, RNA polymerase II-specific
Source: RefSeq, a predicted model, not a curated record
GUGUUUCAAUAGGAUGUUAAUGAUUGGUGCACAUCAAGACGUUACCAUGCCAAACAGCAAGAAGUCGCCUUCACGAGUUGCUGUUGUAACUCUCAGAAGACGCUAUUGUACUCCUCUCUAGUGCACGUGGCCAAUGAGGCAUCUAGCAGCUGAUUGGUCGUCAAGAAGAAUGUCCCCUCAUCCACAGGGUGGGAGUUCCACUUUGGAGCAGGUGGACAGACAACCUAUUAAAGAAGAAGAGCAGGAGCCACACACCCCUCUAAUUAAAGAUGAAGAAUUGGAGCCACAGACCCCCUAUGUGAAAGAGGAAGAGGAGGAGCCACAGGCCCCCUACAUUAAAGAGGAAGAAGAGGAGCCACAGCCCCCCUGUGUUAAAGAGGAAGAGGAAGAAGUCUGGAUCACCCAGGAAGGAGAGCAUCUUCUAGGGCCAGAGGAGGCUGAUCUCACCAGGUUGCCACUGACUGGUGUCUCUGUGAAGACAGACGACCAUGAAGACAAACCACCUGAGUCCUCACAGCUUCAUCAUAGUCCAAGUGAGGAGAUGAGAGAGGCGGAGCCUUCAUGCAGCAGCUCACUGCAACACAUGACAACAGAAGCUGAUGGAGACCACUGUGGAGGAUCACAAGCAGACAACCUCUUAGCUCCACUGUCAGAUAGUGACGACACGACGUCACACUCUCCUGAAGAUGAAGACAGCGACUACAACCAAGAAUCUCUGAGCAGCGAUACAGACUGGGAAGGUGAUAUGACGACUCACACUGGCAACAAACACUCUGAAAGCUCGAAAAAGAAGACAGAUAAACCUUUUAACUGCUCCGUUUGUCACAAAACAUUUUCUCGUUGUAGUGAUUUGGAUCGACACAUGAGAACACAUACAGGAGAAAAACCUUUUAGCUGCUCAGUCUGUGGUAAAUGCUUCGCUCAAAAGGCAACCAUGCAAUCACAUAUGAGAAUACACACAGGAGAAAAACCUUUCUCUUGCUCAGACUGUGGUAAAUGCUUCGCUCAAAAGACAACCAUGCAAUCACACAUGAGAAUGCACACAAGAGAAAAACCUUUUAGUUGCUCGGACUGCGGUAAACGCUUCACUCGCAUGACAACCAUGCAUUCACACUUGAGAACACACACCGACAAAAAAGCGUUUACUUGCUCAAAUUGUGGUAAGACAUUUUCUUGGAAGUGCGCUUUGAGAAGACAUAUGCAGAGGCACUGAUGGUCGACUGCAGUGGUCGGCAACUUGCGGCUCUGCAACCGCAUCUGAGUGUAACUUAAUUGGAUUUAAUAAGCAUUGCUUCUCCCUGCUCCUUUUCAGACAUGUGUAGCAAUGAAGUGUAUAUUGUAUAUGUGUAUGUGUGAUCCAAUCCAAUCCAAUCCACUUUAUUUAUAUAGCACAUUUUAUAAACAGAGUUUCCAAAGUGCUGCACAGACGAGUAAAAAUAAAAAGUAAUAAUCCAAAACUAAAAGAGCAUUUAAGAAAUAAAAUAAUAAAAUAGAUAUUAAAAUAUUAAAAACAAGAAACAAAGCAAUAAAAGUAUAAAAAAUAGAACCAAUUACAAUAAAAACAAAGAACUAAAAGACACAGGACCAUACGACUCACUCUGAGUUAAAAGCCAGAGAAUAAAAGUGGGUUUUAAGACGAGACUUAAAGCUUUCGAUAUUGGGGGCCUUUUUUACUUAGGAGGGCAGAGAGUUCCAUAGUUUGGGGCCGACCACAGAAAAGGCUCGGUCCCCCCUGGUCUUAAGUCUCAUCUUGGGCACCACAAGUUGGAGCUGGCCCUCGGACCUCAGUGACCGAGCUGGAGAGUAAACUUGGAUGAGGUCCGAGAUGUAUUUGGGGGCCAGCCCAUUCAACGCCUUAAAAACAAACAAUAAAAUCUUAAAAUCAAUCCUAAAACGAACAGGCAACCAAUGAAGGGAGGCCAGAAUUGGGGUGAUGUGCUCCCUCUUUUUGGUUCCUGUUAAAAGCCGUGCCGCAGAGUUCUGGACUAACUGUAAGCGGGAGAGAGACUUUUGGCUAAUUCCAGAGUAAAGUGCAUUACAGUAGUCCAGACGUGAUGAAAUAAAAGCGUGCAUGACUUGCUCAAAGUGUUGCAAAGAUAAAAAAGAUUUAAUUUUAGAUAAAAGCCGAAGAUGAUAAAAACAGGAUUUUAUAACUGCAUUAACUUGUUUGUUGAGUUUAAAAUCACUGUCUAUUAUGACGCCAAGGCUGGUGGCUGAGGGACGAAUGUUGUUUUGGAGGGGACCGAAGUCUAUAGGGGGGCCUUUAUAGUUGAGGAGGAUAGCUUCGGUCUUCUCCUCGUUAAGCAUUAAAAAGUUGUGAGCCAACCAGGCCUUGACAUCCCUUAAGCACUCAAGAAGGGGUGUCAGGGGGGCAUGAUUAUUUUUUGCGAGUGGCAAGUACAGCUGGCAGUCGUCCGCAUACAAGUGAUAGGAGAUGCCAUGCUUUUUAAGUACUGCGCCAAGUGGGACCAGGUAGAGGGCAAAUAAAAUGGGCCCAAGAAUUGAUCCUUGCGGAACUCCACAGUCAAGUGGAGCAGUGGAGGAGUAAGAUCCCCCAAGUCCCACGGCAAGGCAUCUCCCUGACAGGUACGACCUAAACCACUCAAGAGCAGACCCCCUGACACCCACACAGUUCUCCAGGCGAGAUAAAAGAAUGGUAUGGUCCACUGUGUCAAAAGCAGCAGUCAGGUCUAAAAGCACUAAAAUGGCUGAACCACCAGAGUCAGUUAUUAAAAAUAGGUCGUUAAAAACCUUUAAAAGUGCAGACUCAGUGCUAUGAAAAGCCCUGUAACCUGACUGAAAAGUGUCUAAAAUCCCAUUCUCAUCUAAAAAAGGUUGCAUCUGUGCAAGAACACUUCUUUCUAAAAUCUUUGAGAUAAAAGGCAGUUUAGAGAUUGGCCGAUAAUUUGAUAAAAUUAAAGGAUCCAGACUAGUUUUUUUCAACAAAGGUUCAACAGUAGCCUUUUUACAGAAAGAUGGCACGGUACCAGAGGCCAGGCUACUGUUGAUGAUGGCACACACAGAAGGACCCACGGUUGGCCACACCUCCCUAAAAAAGCGAGGUGGGACUGGGUCGAUGGGGGAAGAAGAAGGCUUAAGACCCUUUACCAUCUCCGUGAUAAAAGCCAGUGACACCGGUUCAAACUGAUAAAAACCUUUAGAGCACUGUGUCAAUGUGGGCAUAUUAAAAGAGGGGGGUGAUAUAUUACUUCGUACAGAUGCAACCUUGUCCUUAAAAAACUGCAUAAAGUUUUCACACGUUUCAUAUGAUUGUUCAAGUAUAGUGGAUGGACUGGGAUUUAAAACAGAGUCAAUAGUUUUAAAAAGAACACGUGGGUUGUUAAUAUUGUCUGAUAUCAAGUCUGAGAGGUAUUUUGUUUUCUCAGUCUUCACCACAUUCUGAUAAUGUCUCCAACUGUCCUUGAGAAUUUGAUAGGAGACCUGUAGACCGUCUUUCUUCCACCUGCGCUCUGCUUUUCGGCAUUCACGCCGGGCUGCUCGAGUGACAUCGUUGAGCCACUCUUCUUGUUUAGUUUUGGGGCGCAUGACUUUCAGAGGGGCUAAACUGUCCAAGACAGUCGCACAGGUAGAAGUAAAGCAGUUCAUCAGCUGCUCGGUGUCCAGUGCAGCGUCGGAGGUCAUAAAAGCCUCAGACGCAGUGGAGAACAGAGUGGCAAAGGCCGAGGCCGCGUCAGGCUUGAUAAAGCGACCAAAGCGAACAGGAGCAGGCAGGCUGGUGUUACAGUGUGCAUCUAAGUCAAACCUAACCGGACUGUGGUCCGAGAAGACCGCAUCACCUACAGAGACGUUAUGAACAGUAAGACCAUAAGACAAAACGAGGUCUAAAGUGUGUCCAUGUAUCUGUGUAGCUCCUGCUACACUUUGUGUCAAAUUAAAAGCUUCCAUCAAUUCUAAAAAGUCUUUUGCCAUAAGCGUAGAAGGGCAGCAGACAUGAAUAUUAAAAUCACCCACAAUUAAAAUUCUGUCAUACUUUAUCAGCAUUGCAGCGACAAAGUCAGAAAAGUCCUGAAUAAAAUCCUUGUUGUGCUUGGGUGGUCUAUAAAUGACAGCGCAAAGCACCCGCUCAUGUUGGUGCAGUUCGAAGCAGCUCACCUCAAAUGAGCCGAAAGACGCCACUGACAGUGGCUUAUGGCGCAAAGACGCUUUUAAAAUAAUAGCAAUACCUCCUCCACGGCCAGUGGUUCUUGGCGUGUUGAUGAAGGUACAAUCAGGAGGCACCAGCUCAGAGAAGGCAGCGGACUCACCGGCAUUAAUCCAGGUCUCCGUGAUGAAUAAUAAAUCCAAACCGUACGAUUUGAAGAGGUCCUGGAGGAUAAACGUCUUGCUUGACACUGACCGCGCAUUCACCAGUGCACAUUUCGUUGGGCACCUAAGUGCCGCUGAAACUGCACGGUUUAGCGGCCGAAGGUUGCCGGGGCUGACGCCGGCAGCGGCCCAAUGAGGGCGGCGAGUACGCAGUACAGGGCAUUCGUCGUGUUGCCCAACGAUCGGUGUGAUGUACAUUAAUGUAACAUAGUAUUCAUGUCUGCAAUAAAUGAAGAAAUUAAGUUCCAUAUCAUGUAUUGUGUUCAUCACACUAAACCAGUCUUGGAUUAAGCCACUUCUUAGUAAUGGCUUUUUUCCAUGCCUCCAACAUGAUUUACUUAAACUGGACUUCCCACUUUUCUGACCUCUAAAUGUGGUUUGAUUGUUGUGUUGGUGUUAAACCAAGCCAAAGUUUCAGAUCAUGAUGUUUGAGCAUUUGGAAGUGAGCCCUGAAAGACGUUUGGAAUGGCUCGGAACGCUCGGUUUCAGAGAGUUUCUUCUAAAAAUUUCAACGAAGGUUUGAACUUUUUGAGUGUUUAAACAAGACAGAAAUGUGAGAAAAUGUU